AUGAGCUUGCUGCCACCAGACCAGCGCCAAUCGUUGCACAAAUGUCUGCUGAGCUACGUGCAAAGCCAAAUUCCGCGGUCAGAUGAGGCCUUGCCUACUUCUGUUAAUGCUGACGACGUGAUUGCUAUAUUAGCACGGUGGCUCGAGAUCGACUCUCCCGAUGGUGCGAACCCUUCAAAAACCAGCGACGGGUCUCUUUUGCCGCGCAAAUGGACGUCGAUCGUGCGACUUCAACGCCGGAUUAUCGAGUUGGAGAGAAGCAUCCAGGAACUGUCAGAAGAGAACAGGACGCUUUUGGAGAAUGGCCCCGCUUCGGUUGCCACUACAUCAUCUUUGAAAUGGAUUCCCAGGGAACGGAGUAACUUUAAUAUCAACUGUGGCUCAUCGGUCACCAGCGCUAAACUACACCCCGAGUUACCACUUAUAUUUGUUGCAACCGAUGCAGGCUUACUACAGUGUUACGACUUGAUGAACUACUCGAUACCCGUAGCCUCAAUACAGGCUCACAUGCGAGGAAUAGUCUCGAUUGAUGUGAUUUCAGUCCAAGAAUCCGAAUGCUUUGUAGUGACAGCUUCCAAGGAUCUUCACUGCAAAGUAUUCCGUCUAAUAGAUUCACAAUUACAAUUAAUCCGAACAUUGUCAGGUCAUGAACAUGUUGUGUCGCAAGUCAAGAUUUGGAGGCAUGGAACUGAUGUGCUUGCAGCAAGCUGCUCGCGAGAUCUGACUUGUAAAAUCUGGAAUAUUUCAAACGGCUGGUGUCUAAAAUCUUUUCAGCCUCAUACAGAAUGGAUACGAUCCAUUGAUAUCACUGGUGAAUAUGCUAUAACGGGUUCAAAUGAUUGUUCUAUAAGAUUAUCACAUUGGCCCACUGGAAGGGGCUUGUCGUUUGGCGUUGGCCACGAGUUUCCAAUAGAAAGGGUGAAAAUUAUACCGUUAUUGGAUCCAAAAGAAGCUUUAGAAGGGGCACAGAAUCCUUACAAUGCUUUCAGCCAGGAUUAUAGUGAAUUAGGAUUCUCUCAUGUCGUUUCUACAUCCAGAGACAACACCAUUCGUAUCUGGCAAGUACCACUGCCAAAGUUCGUGGCUCACAGACCCCCACAACCUAAUACCUCUAGACAGCAUUUUACUUUGGUGACUGUUCUGAAAGGGCAUACGUCGUGGGUGCGGGACGUCUGCAUCAGAGGAAGUUUCUUGAUAAGUUGUAGUGACGACAGAACUAUACGAGUAUGGGACCUCAACACCACUAAUGUCGUUCGUAUAAUAGACAAGGCCCAAGAAGGCUUUGUCAACUGCAUCUACGCCGAUUCAAACGGGCUCAAUAGACAAAUACUAAUAUCGGGUGGCGCCGAAGGAAAAUUGAAAGUCUUUAUUAAGUAA
Molecule: messenger RNA, 1377 nt
Organism: Lachancea dasiensis
Lineage: Eukaryota; Fungi; Ascomycota; Saccharomycetes; Saccharomycetales; Saccharomycetaceae
Source: the annotation of a GenBank genome assembly